AUGCAUUACACCCCCACACCGCUAACUCUUCCUCUCUUUCCUUCUAUCCCGCUAACUCUGUAUUUGUUCUCCCCUUUCUUGCAGGAGACGGAACUCGCGGGCAAAAAGGUUAUCUACUUCAUUAAGCUAAGUGCCCCCUUCAACGUGCUGUGCCGCUUCGCCGAGGAGCUGAACAUGAGAGCGCCACUGCAGGCGCACAACAACCCGUCUACCAACUGGUCCGAGGUCAUCUUGGAAUACCUUCACCUCCCAAACCUGAUGGCCGAGGACGUCCCCAACAAACCCCUCGACUACUUCACCUGCGCUUUCAAGAGGUCGAAAAUAGACAGGUUCUUGGGCAGCGACAACCCCGACAAGUACUUCACCAACACCCAGCGCUCCAGGAUCGUCUAUGAGAUUCUGUCGACGGCGGCGUUUGGCAAGACGAAGAAGGGAGAGAUCGGUAUUGAGAGGCUGGUGGAGGAGGGCGUCUACACUGCCUCGUUUGCGCUCCAUGAUGGCCCGUAUGAACCGCCGCCCGGACCGCUGGAUCCCUCGAAGCUCAACCCCCGCCAGGUUCUCUACCACUACUGGGCGCGAUGGGGAAAGUGGUACAAGUAUCAGCCGCUUGACCACAUCCGCGAGUACUUCGGGGAGAAAAUCGGGAUCUACUUCGCUUGGCUGGGGAUGUACACGGGCUGGUUGUUGCCGGCCGCGGUGGUGGGGCUGCUGGUGUUCCUCUACGGCGUCAUCACGAUCAACCAGAACACGCCGGCCAACGAGAUCUGUGAUUCCCGAGGCGCGUUCAUCAUGUGCCCGCUCUGCAACGAGAAGCUGGGCUGCGUGUUUUGGGACCUCAACGAUAUCUGUGUGAACGCGCGGAUCUCCUACCUCUUCGACCACCCCGGCACCGUUUUCUACUCAAUCUUUGUGUCUUUUUGGGCCGUGUCCUUCCUCGAGUACUGGAAGCGUAAGAGCGCCUCCCUGGCACACCACUGGGACUGCCUCGACUUCCAGGAGGAGGAGGAGCGGCCGAGACCAGAGUUUGCAGCCAAGGCGCCGUGCAGGGAGCGGAACCCCAUCACGGGCGUGCGAGAACCCUCCUUCCCUAAGUCCAUUAGAACGAAGCGGAUCAUGGCGGGUGUCGGUCUUAUCUUCAUCAUGAUGAGCCUGGUGAUCAUCUUCAUCGUGGCGGUCAUCAUCUACCGCGUGUUGGUGUCCAUCCCUCUCUUCCGGAACGACACGCUUCGAUCCCAGGCCCAAGCCAUCUCCUCGCUGUCCGGGGCGGUGGUCAACUUCAUCAUUAUCAUGUGCAUGGGCCGCGUGUAUGAGAAGCUCGCCCAUAGACUGACCACGUGGGAGAUGCACCGGACCCAGACGGACUUCGAGGACAACCUGACCUUCAAAGUGUUCAUCUUCCAGUUCGUCAACUUCUACUCGUCCAUCUUCUACAUCGCGUUCUUCAAGGGCCGCUUCGUGGGCUACCCGGGGCACUACAAACACAUCCUGGGCUUCAGAAACGAGGACGUGAGUGUUGGAGAGAAGGAGAGACAGCUAAACCAAAGAGAAAAGAUUGGCAAGCAGGUGGUGAACAAUCCUUGUGUGUACUUGGGCCCAGAAGUGUUUAAGUAUAUGUGACCUAUGCCUUUUCGUCCCCAGGUUAAGAUGGCCCACAAAGCAAGGACACGCUGGGAGGCGGACUACCAGCUAAUCGACAACGAGGGACUGUUUCAGGAGUACCUCGAGAUGGUUCUUCAGUUCGGCUUCAUCACCAUCUUCGUGGCCGCAUUCCCCCUCGCGCCGCUCUUCGCCCUCCUCAACAACUGGGUGGAGAUUCGCCUCGACGCGCAGAAGUUCGUGUGUGAGACGCGGCGGCCAGUCUCCGAGCGUGCCCAGAACAUCGGUAUCUGGUUCACCAUCCUGGACUUCAUGGCGCAUCUGGCGGUGAUUAGCAACGCCUUCCUCAUAGCCUUCACCUCGGACUUCCUGCCUCGCCUCCUCUAUAAGUAUGAAUACGAUUGGUCCCUCAGCGGCUACAUCAACUUCACGCUGGCCAUCGCCCCGAACAACACCCUGAGCCAACAGUGCAGGUAUCGUGGGUAUCGUGAUGAGUACGGCAACCACACUCUCUUCUUCUGGCGCCUCCUGGCCAUCAGACUCGCCUUCGUCAUCAUCUUCGAGCACGUGGUGUUCGGUAUCUGCCGCCUCAUCGACAUCCUGGUGCCAGACAUCCCGCAGAGCCUCGAGAUAAAGAUCAAAAGGGAGAGAUACUUGGCCAAACAGGCGCUGGCAGACUCGGACACCAUGAUGAAGGUCGCUGCUCAAGGGAACGAAGAUGACGACGACAACGAAGGCGGAAACGACAUCCACAUCCUCCUGCACGACGGGGAUUCUCAGAGCGCCAUCGUCCCCCCUUCCCCCGGCUGCCUCACUCCACAGUCCCCCGUGCAGCCCCCGCCCCAGACGCAACCCUCGCCUGAACCCUCCCCGCCGCAGCCCCCGAAGAACUCCAUGCCCGCCCGGGACCCCGAUGCGUUCUCCUCCUAUGACUUCGGGAACAUUGAGACCUCCCCGCCCUCCACCCUCAAGCAGACCUCCCCCUCCCCGCCGAGUCAUUCCAACACAGCGUCCUCCUCCGCAAACACGACCUCUGAUGCAGCCUUCUCCUCGGCCUCCUCCGCACCGCCGUCCUCGUCCUCCUCCUCCUCCGCCCCCAAGGAUAAGAAGGAUAAGAGCCUCCCCGCGUCCUCGCCCUUCGGAGAGGCCAAGAUCCCGCCGCCCGUGCCCUCCAGAAGAAGCUCCCGAGGCGUCAAAGGGCGGACCACGGUGGUGACAGCCGGCGGAGGGACGAGUCUAAGGAACCACAACGGGACGUCCUUGAAUGGCCGGGCUCCCGCGCACGCCACGACAUAACAGUGGGCCGCCUUCACCCGUCCUGGGGUCGUGUACAAGCAGACGGCAGUGUAGGAGGUCGUCUGCCGCGGCCCGCUUCAGUUGUUCCUUGGUUGAGGCUCUCGUGUCGCGAGGUUGAAGGGAGGGUGGGCAGGGCAGUGGGGCGACGUACCUCCCUCCGCCACCCUUGUCCCUGGUGCAGCGAAGGCUCUGUCCAGCAGCACUGUGAGGGCAGUAAGGAGGAGCAUCUCAGAACGUCUCAACGCCUCUUGGUCUCCGACUGUGACGGGGUGAUGGGACUUUCUCCUUAUUUUCCUCUUCAAACUCGUGUUUCAGAAUGGAGUGUGCAAGGAGACUGCUUCCCACGGCCCCCAGUGGCCGUGACCGCUGGAGGCCUCGUGGCGGCCCCUUCCCGGCGGGCUGAGUCACCGUCUGCUGCCGGCCUGCAGCGACGGUCCUCCUCUGACACACAGACUCUGAGUGCCUUCUUGAUGUUCUGCUUAGUUUAUGGUUUCCCUGUUAGCGACGGGUGGAGGACGAGCAAGGUGUGGUGGAGUGACUCCUUCAGUAUUCUCGGCAGUGUCUUCAGCGGCCGCCACGGAGCGUGUGACAGAAGCUCACAGCUCGUGGCCGGCCGGUUCAGUUGUUGGAGCGAGUGUUUUACUAAGGGCAAGAAACUCAAAACAGAGAGAUGGCCUUCUAGUCCAUGUGUGAUAAAUCAUAAUCUUAAUUUGAAAUAUAUCAGAAAACAUAAUAAUAAAUUUAAACGAUAUCAUAUACUUAAGGACAACCCGAAGCCAGUGUUGUGAGAUCGGUAACCCGGCAGACGGAGGGCCGCCGGCGUGGUGGUGGCGGGCUGUGGCCGCGCCUCACCGCUGCCAGUGCGUGUCCAAGAAGUGUUGGUCGCCGCUGCGGUGCCGGCGUCUCAGGCCCGGCACUCAGCGUGGGACGAGGGCGGGUCGUAUAUAUUUUUCACUUUUCCAUUUCCGUCGCUUGUUGGCUGAUCCCUGAACUGGCUUCACUAAUUCAUAUCAUGCGGUGGCCAGGACGGCUGGCUCGCGGCUCUCAUCAAAGGAAUUCGUUAUGUUUCCAGUGUGUCAUCCUCACUCAUUUGCCUCCACGUGUAUGCAAGGCUCCAAGGUCUCGUCUGUAGCGUCUCGCCGGACCGCGCCUGUUCCUUGUCCUCGUCUGUGCUUGUCUCAGUCAUCGCCUCCAUCCCCACUGCCCCGGGCUGGCCCUGUACAUAGCGUCACCUACUCAUGAAAGUUUCCCCUCAGCAACACUAAACAGCAGCAGCCGGCUAGUGUUCCCCGUCUCGUCCUUUGUCCAGACUGGCCACGAAGGGUCCAAGGUCGGUAUUCUCAGACGCUUCCGCCUCUCACAUCAACUGUUUCCAAAGGCCAAGAAGGAGAUCACUCGGAUUCUCAUGAGUCUUAGGUUCAUGGUACAGAAGAAGGGUCGGACUGCCACCAGGGUCAUAAAAGUAUCCCUGAAAAUGCCUAAAACUCCUAAAAAACCGUGUCAAAUAAGUGAGCUUGGGCGCCGCAAUGUCUAAGAAUAUGGUCCUAAGAUCGUAUGUGAGUGGUCACUUGGCGGAGUCUUAACAUUACCUAUUGCGGCACUCCUACGGUAAAAUGUCAGCCAUAGAGUCCUUACAGAUGUCAGGGAAAGUAGCGUUGAUUACUUAAAUGAGCGACAGUUACCGGGAACGUGGCUGGUUUGAAGGGUAAGGUCACGUUCGAGUGUUAAGUGACCGGAGCCACGAGUUCGGUUCUGCCCGUGCCGCGUCGCCUCUUCAGCGGCACCGGGCAGGCAGCGCUGAGGGUCGAGGGCUUCAAGAGAUACAUAUCCUGCACACACGACGCCAUUCUUAGCCUUGAAGUUAGUCUCUGCAUCUCAUUCUUCAUCCCUUGCCUUUGUAGUGAAGCGAGAGAGCACGGAGGAAGAAGCGAAGGAGAAACUGAUCGCAGAGGUUACUGGAAGACAUCCCAUAAUCGCGUCUCUUAGUCUAAAACGUCAGCCUUGAAGUUAGUCUCUGCAUCUCAUUCUUCAUUCCUUUGCCUUUGUAGUGAAGCGAGAGAGCGCUGAAGAAGAAGCGAAGGAGAAAGAGGAGUUGGUCGCAAGGAAGAUAACUGGAACACAUCCCAUAAUCGCGUCUCUAAGUCCAAAACCUCAAAUUUCCAUGUCUAUCCAGCUACAGAACCUCACCAAAGACUAUCGCAAGGACGGUUACUGGAAGACAUCACAUACUAACGCCUCACUACCUUAAAACAGUCCAAAGACAUCGUACUUACCCAUUAAGGUUGACGCAAAACAUCGGCGAAGUUCGGCGUGGGGGUCUUCGUGAUUCCUGAAGACUUGCGUGCCUCCUGAGUCAUGUUUUGUAUCCCUUGUUGGUCUGACUUCCAAGAUUCAUUCACCUGGAAACUUCGAGGCGUAGAGACAAGAUUCACGCGUCUCCUGAGUCAUGUUAAGUGUAUUUCGCUUGCAAGAUUCAUUUUCCUGGAGAUUUUGAGGCAUGGAAUGAGGUUUUGCGCGUCACCUGAGCUCCUCUUCGCUAGAUAUGCUGUUGGCUUAUGGAUCCGUGCUGUCUUAAGUAUGGAAUGAGGUUUUGCGCGUCUCCUGAGCUCCUCUUCGCUAGAUCUGCUGUUGGCUUAUGGAUCCGUGCUGUCUUAAGUAUGGAAUGAGGUUUUGCGCGUCUCCUGAGCUCCUCUUCGCUAGAUCUGCUGUUGGCUUAUGGAUCCGUGCUGUCUUAAGUUCCAAUAAGUCUUGCGCCACUCUCCUAUAAGCGAAGGGGACGCAGCGCCAACCUGGAGAGCUGCAUAUGAACUCUUUCCGCCAGUAGGUACAUAGGCCGCAGGUUGUCUCUUCAUCCCUCGGUCUGCUGCUGUAGGCUACUCUUAAGAACAUGCUGUACACGCACAUUCAUAUUCCUCUUACUGCCAAAGAAGAAAUAAUCAGUCAUUCCGUUGUAUACUUGGGAAACCUUCAGUGAUGACAGUAUUUGACUUUAUAAUACUAGUAAUAAUAGUAAUAGAGUCUAGUAAGUGCAUAGGUCUAACUCCGUAAUGUUAUUCAGGGUGAGUAAGGUUACUACUACUACUGAUUUUUGUGAUAUUAAUGAUACUUCUCUGUCCUUCGUGUAGCAUUGCAUGGGAGCGCUACCGUCGUCCGUCUGGCAGGGGUGUGACUCUGGGGGAGGUGGUGAGAGCUGGCAAGAAUCUGAGACGGGGUUGUCAGACGCUUCAACUAUUUCCAAAUGCAGAAAAGUUGACAAAUCGGGUUCUAAUGAGUGUUUUCUUAGGCUCACGGUACAGAAGAAGGAUCAGACUACCACCAGGGUCUUAAAACUACCCCAGGAAAGGCCCACAACUCCUACGAAACCCUUGGAAAAU
Eriocheir sinensis (Chinese mitten crab) is the source of this 6266-nucleotide messenger RNA. RefSeq names its product anoctamin-7-like. NCBI's taxonomy places the organism in Eukaryota, Metazoa, Arthropoda, Malacostraca, Decapoda, Varunidae. The transcript is spliced from 18 exons. Gene Ontology annotation, molecular function: protein dimerization activity; chloride channel activity. Gene Ontology annotation, cellular component: plasma membrane. Gene Ontology annotation, biological process: chloride transmembrane transport. The record is from RefSeq and is a predicted model, not a curated record.